CUUGUCAUGGUGCACUUCCCUGUUGCUGGGCUUUCUGAGUGCCUCCUGUCAUCGCUCUUGAAGUCUUUUUAUUCUGCGCUCCUGCAGACAGAUCGGUGGACUUAUUUACCUGCACAUCUCAAUGAGGGAGGAGUGUUUGCUGUCGUUGGUGCUGCCCACCAUCCUGCUGCUGCUCUGCCUGCAGAGGAGGCAGUCAGACAGUUCUGAGGGUGAGAGCAACAGACGCACAAUGGCUCAGCUCGCAUGGAUUCAAGGGUUUUUAUUAAUGAUCCUGCAGCUCACAGUCACUGCAGAUGAAAGAUCAGUUUUAACGAGAGCUGGAGAUGAAGUCACAUUGUCAUGUUCAACAGUGAUCAAAGGUCAACAGAAGUGUAACGGUACUGCAUGGACCUUCUCUGGUUCAGGAAACAGAGCAGCAGUAGAGCUGGUUAUUCUGGGUCAGAUUAAUCAGAAUAACAACAUUAAAGCAGACAGACUGAAACUACCAGCAAAAUGUUCUCUGGUUAUAAAGAAGGUCAGAGAGGAACAUGUUGGACGUUAUUACUGUCAACAAUGGAAACGAGAAGAUCAUCGUACACACACUCUGGUUCAUACCUCCACUGUAGCUCUGUCUGUUCUUCACAUGACUGAACAGAAGGAGAAUCAGAGGGUGACAUUAAGCUGCUCUGUGGUGACCUCUGACCCCUGUAGAUACAAAGUGAAGUGGGUUUAUCAAGAUGUGGACAACAGCCAAACUCCAGCAGAGACUGGCUGCUCUGCUACUUCCCCUUUAUUAUCAGGGUCUAAGUUACCUCAGUGUAAUGUGACUCAUAGUUCUACUAAUGAAAAGUUUACCUUCAGUUUUCAGUCCUCAGAGAUAUCAGGAGGAAAAGUUCAACCAACAACAAAACCUGGAAACAAAAACUCAAAGACAACCAGACCAAAAACGGACAAUGUUCCACCAACCUUUCAAGAUUCUCAAUUUUUUGCGGAGUAA
Messenger RNA from Fundulus heteroclitus (mummichog), 976 nucleotides. RefSeq lists its product as uncharacterized. Lineage: Eukaryota; Metazoa; Chordata; Actinopteri; Cyprinodontiformes; Fundulidae. Bases 122 to 976 code for a protein of 284 amino acids. The transcript has 6 exons. The record is from RefSeq and is a predicted model, not a curated record. Gene Ontology annotation, molecular function: protein tyrosine kinase binding; MHC class II protein binding. Gene Ontology annotation, biological process: T cell activation; interleukin-15-mediated signaling pathway; positive regulation of ERK1 and ERK2 cascade. Gene Ontology annotation, cellular component: membrane raft; external side of plasma membrane.